AUGCCCGUCCGCAGUUCGACUCCACGAGAGGCGGAACAAAAGGCCGGUCUGCAAGCAGCAGCAGCCGCGUUCCCGGGAGCCAAAGGCGCCAGAGGGCCAGGAUCGCUCCCUCAGGGGCCCCGCGCCGCAGCUCCUCGUUUUGCCUCUAUGGCAGCUGGCCUCGAAACCGAGAGCGAGGUGGACACAAGGGAAAAUGAGAUUGUUGCCCCGGACUUUGCUAACAGGAACCCUCGGAACCUGGAGCAAAUGGCCCUGGCUAGGAAGGAGCGCGGCUGGAAGACGACAUGGCCCAAGCGAGAGUUCUGGCACAGGCUGCGGUUUGAGCGGACACAGCAUUACGUAGAAGCCUUUGUUGAGCGCUGCAACGGGGAUGUGGUAGUGUCUGCCUCUACCCGAGAGUGGGCCAUAAAGAGGCACCUGUACAGCCCUAGAGGAGUGACGGCGUGCAGAAACCUCGGCUACGUCAUGGCACAGCGCUGCUUGGAAGCAGGAAUCAACUUUGUGAACUUCAAAGCCAUCAUCCCCUGGGAGCGUCGCUGUGACUCGAUUCAGGAAUUUGAAAAAGCUAUGAAGGAGGGGGGUGUUGUUCUGCAGGAGCCACGAAGAAUUUAUCAAUAAAGAUAGCACAGAGACUGUCUGCAAAACUUGCACCAGAACAACAUUCAUCUGUUUAGGUGUGUGUACAGGCACACUGAAGGUCCAGAACUGGCACAAGUUGGAGCAUGGCAUCUUAUAAUAAAAUAUUUUUAAAUGGACAGAAAUGUGUCUUAUUUUUGAUUCUAAAAUUAUGAACAGA
Molecule: messenger RNA, 796 nt
Organism: Tinamus guttatus (white-throated tinamou)
Lineage: Eukaryota; Metazoa; Chordata; Aves; Tinamiformes; Tinamidae
Gene: MRPL18
Product: mitochondrial ribosomal protein L18
Biological process (GO): translation
Cellular component (GO): mitochondrion; ribosome
Molecular function (GO): structural constituent of ribosome; 5S rRNA binding
Source: RefSeq, a predicted model, not a curated record